AUGGCGGUGAACCCAGCAAACCCACCACGACCUGCCCUUCUGUCAACUGACGAAAAGAGCUUUGCAUACACGACAGCGAAAUAUCGAUGGCCGGAAAUUAUAACGAAAAUUAUCAAACACUUUCAUCAGGCUUGCAAUUCGUUGAAUCCCUCGGAGGUCGAUAAAAUUCAAGAAGGAAAAGAAAUUGCGAAUUCCCUAGAAAUACUAAAAUCCCAAAUACAGGAAAAUAAACCGUUAAUUCCAAUUGAGGAUAACGAGGCAGACAUCGAAACAUGGAUUUUUGUCUUAAACACAUGCUUCAAGGACAAAACUUGGUAUACCGCCACUUGGUUAUUCACAGAAUGCUAUUUAUAUCGUCGAGUUCAUUCGAUACUGGUAAAAACCAAACAUUGGAACAACCACGAUCCAUAUUUUCACCAAAAAGAAGAAGUGUUCCGCUCCUCUUCUAAGACAAUCAUUGAAAUUGCAAAGCGCAUUGACGAAUUGAUUUUCCCACCAAAUGAAAAGGGUAAUGAUGAUUUUGAUAGCAACCGACUCAUCUUCCAUGAACUUGCACAAGUAUCACUUUGGGGAAAUGCAACGGAUUUAUCGAUGCUACCACACCUUAACCAUGACGAUAUCAAGAGAUUGCAGGGGACCGGAGCGAAAUAUUUGGAAGAAUUCGAGAAGAACAUUUUAGCGAAUGAUUUGGAUGAGGCAUGGACAUGGAUUUCAAAAUUCCGCAAUGUUAGGAUCGACUUUGUUUUGGAUAACGCCGGUUUUGAGUUAUACGGGGACUUGGUCUUUGCAGAUUGGCUAAUUCAAUCUGGCUACGCGCGGGAGAUCCACUUUCACGCAAAAUCAAUUCCGUGGUUUGUCUCGGACACCACGCCACAAGAUUUCAACUGGAUCAUCAAAACUCUUCAAGACGAGGCAUUCUUCGCAGCAUCCGAAUCGGAAAGAUCGUUUCUCAAGAAACUCACUGGCCGCUGGCAAUCUUAUGUCGCCAAUUCUCAAUGGAUCCUUACUUCAGAUUAUUUCUGGACGUCACCAUACGCCUAUUGGCACUUUGAAGAGAAAGCACCGGAAUUGUACGCUAACCUGUGUAAAUCUCAACUCGUGAUAUUCAAAGGAGAUUUAAAUUAUCGGAAGUUGGUAUAUGAUUGCAAAUGGAAGACGACUACGCCGUUUAGAGAUGCCAUCGGACCGUUGGCAAACGCAAAGGGUGCGCCACCAGUAUUGGCUUUGAGAACCAGCAAAUCUGACGUUGUAGUUGGACUUGACAAAGGAGUUGAAGAAAGAUUGAACCCUAUUGAAGAAGAUUGGAUGUAUUCUGGAAAGUAUGCGGUGAUACAAUUUAGCGAAGGCAACAAGUAA
This is a messenger RNA of Acaulospora morrowiae, 1356 nucleotides long. NCBI's taxonomy places the organism in Eukaryota, Fungi, Glomeromycota, Glomeromycetes, Diversisporales, Acaulosporaceae. The record is from the annotation of a GenBank genome assembly.